Molecule: messenger RNA, 435 nt
Organism: Mesorhabditis belari
Lineage: Eukaryota; Metazoa; Nematoda; Chromadorea; Rhabditida; Rhabditidae
Source: the annotation of a GenBank genome assembly
AUGCGGGAUCUUCUGUUUCUUCUUCUGCUCAUUGCUCUUCUAGAACUGGCUUCGGCCAAAUGGGAACUUAAACCCUCCAUUAGCAUAAGUGGAGGAUGGGGAGGAAAGCGCAAGUCCUCGAAGUCCUCGAAGUCUCGCUGCCCUCAGCCACCUCCGCCACCACCGAGUUUGCAUAACUGCCCGGAUCCAAACCUGCCAGUGCACGCCUCGUGCGGAAGCUCAGUUGGGCUAACACCCCUCUAUCGCUCGUACAAUAAAAAAAUACGUGACCACUUCUACACGGUCGACCCGGCCGAGCAGCAAAACGCGGCAAGAGAUGGAUUCGAUAUUGAAGGUCAAACGGGCUUCAUUGGAACGUUGGCGCCAGCGCACUGCCCUGGGAUGGUUCCACUUUAUCGAAUGUGGUCAAACUCAGCGAGUGCUCAAAGACCAAAG